AACUCCUCUAAAAUGAAAAUGAAAGUAGAAAUUAAGCGCACGAUGUCGACAGCCAAACAUCAACAUGGAUAAACUUUUUACCUUUCUAAAAUGCCUUACUUUAUUAUCUCAUUUUCAAGACUCCUCGUGUAAAAAUGUUCUGUUGAUUGUUGGUGAUGAUGCUGGAUUUGAGACACAAGUUUACAACAACAGCAUCUGUAAAACUCCUUUUCUGAACAAACUGGGAUCUCAUAGUCUUGUUUUCACGCAUGCAUAUGCUUCAGUCAGCAGCUGCUCACCUAGCAGAUCCACCAUAUUGUCUGGACUGCCCCAGCAUCAGAAUGGAAUGUAUGGCCUCCAUCAGGAUGCUCAUCAUUUCAUGUCAUUUGAUGGAGUUCGCAGUCUUCCCAAUCUCUUACACCAAGCAAACAUUAAAACAGGUAUAAUAGGGAAGAAGCAUGUAGGACCUAAGUCAGUUUAUUCAUUUGACUUUGAAGAAACUGAAGAGAACAAUUCAAUUCUGCAAGUUGGGAGAAACAUCACUCGCAUCAAACAACUUGUGAACAAGUUUCUUACUAUUUACAAGACCAGCCCCUUUUUCCUGUAUGUUGGCUUCCAUGACCCCCACAGAUGUGGGCACAGCCAUCCUCAGUAUGGGGCCUUUUGUGAAAAGUUUGGAGACAAUUCCAGUUCAGAAAUGGGUCAUAUACCAGACUGGACCCCUGUGCAUUAUGACCCCAAGUCUGUCAAAGUGCCAUAUUUCAUCCCUGACACCCCAGAGGCUAGAACGGAUAUUGCUGCUCAAUACACAACAAUCAGCAGACUAGAUCAAGGCAUAGGAUUGGUAUUAGGGGAGCUAGAGAAACAUGGUGUAUUACAGGACACCCUGGUGAUGUACACGUCGGACAAUGGAGUCCCUUUCCCCAGCGGUAGGACCAACCUGUAUGAUCCAGGAAUGUCCGAGCCCUUUCUAGUGUCCUCCCCUUACCACAAGGUCAGCUGGGGAAAGAGGAGCAGUGCCAUGACUAGUUUAUUGGAUAUUUUGCCAACAGUUUUAGACUGGUUCAAAGUGCCAUACCCAGAGUACAAACUUCUGAAACACCCUGUACAACUCACAGGAAAAUCUGUUCUGCCAUUGUUAGAAUACGAGGAUGCAGCAGAAUCAAGGGAUACGGUGUAUGCAAGCCAUAAUCUACAUGAAAUCACCAUGUAUUACCCAAUGAGAGUAAUUCGUACAAAGCAGUACAAACUUAUUCAUAAUUUAAAUUAUCUAAUGCCAUUUCCUAUUGAUCAAGACUUCUAUGUUUCUCCAACAUUCCAAGAUAUUCUGAAUCGCAGCAAAUCUGGAGAGCCAACUCAUUGGUCGAAAUCUUUAUACAGCUAUUAUUACCGAGAUGUUUGGGAGCUGUACGAUAUUAUGAACGAUCCACAGGAGAAAAUCAAUCUUUGGGCAGAGCCUUCACAUCGAAAGAUUCUAGAAGCCUUAAAAAACAAACUUUUUCAUUGGCAGAAUGUAACCUCUGACCCCUGGAUUUGCUCACCGAAAGGUGUGCUGGAAGACCAAGGCUUGUACAGUAGCAACCCCCAGUGUUUACCACUGUACAAUGGAUUGGAUCCUAACUGAACAAGAAUCUCACAUUACUGAAGAAUCUUUUUAUUGUUGUACAUUUAUUUUUUACUAUAUCUUGCAUGUACUUUAACUGGAUGUUUUGCAUUUAAACUAUUUUUUACAUGAAGGAAUAAAGAAAUGAUAUAUA
Magallana angulata is the source of this 1736-nucleotide messenger RNA. Its product is annotated as N-sulphoglucosamine sulphohydrolase-like. The record is from RefSeq and is a predicted model, not a curated record. Lineage: Eukaryota; Metazoa; Mollusca; Bivalvia; Ostreida; Ostreidae. Gene Ontology annotation, biological process: heparan sulfate proteoglycan catabolic process; glycosaminoglycan catabolic process. Gene Ontology annotation, molecular function: N-sulfoglucosamine sulfohydrolase activity. The transcript is spliced from 7 exons. The coding region runs from base 65 to 1603 and encodes 512 amino acids.